This is a messenger RNA of Jaminaea rosea, 1551 nucleotides long. Its product is annotated as putative alt1-alanine aminotransferase. The transcript has 2 exons. Lineage: Eukaryota; Fungi; Basidiomycota; Exobasidiomycetes; Microstromatales. Bases 1 to 1551 code for a protein of 516 amino acids. The record is from RefSeq and is a predicted model, not a curated record. Gene Ontology annotation, biological process: biosynthetic process. Gene Ontology annotation, molecular function: L-alanine:2-oxoglutarate transaminase activity; pyridoxal phosphate binding.
AUGGCCACUGCUUCUUCUUCCUCUUCGGCCUCCGGCUCACGGAAUCAGUCCUCUUACCAAAAGGUCUUGCAAACCAACACCAUCAAUCCCCAUGUCCUCAACGUCGAGUACGCCGUGCGCGGCGCUCUGUCCAACAAGGCCGAUGAAUUCGCCGAUAUCCUCGCCCACGGCAAGGCCAAGGAGCAGGGCCUCCCCUUUGACUCGAUCAUCUCGGCGAACAUCGGCAACCCGCAGCAACAGCCCUUCCUCGCUCAGAAGCCUCUCACCUUUUGGCGCCAGGUGGCUGCUCUCACUGAGCUCCCUUCGCUUAUGCAAGACGAGGUGGUGCGCUCUCACUUCCCUCGCGAUGCAGUAGAGCGAGCUCAGCAGAUCCUCGACGAUGUAGGCUCAGUCGGGGCGUACUCACAUUCCAAGGGCGCCGCAAUCGUGCGCAAGCAUAUCAAGGAGUACAUUGAGGAGCGCGAUGGCGGCCACCACUCAGACGCCGAGCACAUCUACCUCACGGCGGGUGCCUCGGGAGGCGUAGGGCAGGUCAUGUCCGUCCUCAUCUCUGGACCCAAAGACGGCGUAAUGAUCCCGAUCCCGCAGUACCCACUCUACUCUGCCACUUUAUCGCUCUACGACGCCACACCCGUUCCGUACCACCUCGACGCAGAAAAGGACUGGGCGGUAGAUGUCGAAGGCAUGGCUCGCGCAGUAGACGAGGCUCGCAGCAAUGGGACAGACGUACGAUCGUGCGUCAUCAUCAAUCCUGGUAACCCAACUGGUUCCACCUUGACACUUGAGAAUAUCCAAGGCAUCAUUCGCCUCGCUCACGAGAAGCGACUCGUCCUCCUCGCGGACGAAGUCUACCAGGCCAACAUCUUCCAACCAAAGGAACGUCCCUUCCAUUCGUUCAAAAAGGUCCUCAAGGACUUCUCCAAGAGCUCUGAUCCCGCCGAGCGCGCCAUUGCCGACGACGUCGAGCUGGUCAGCUUUCACUCCAUCUCCAAGGGCGUGAGCGGCGAGUGCGGCAGGCGCGGCGGCUACUUCGAGCUGUGCAACAUUGACCCGGAUGUGGAGGCGCAAAUCUACAAGAUGGCCAGCGUCAACCUUUGCGCCUCACUGCAGGGACAAGUCGGCGUGGACCUCCUCGUGAAGCCGCCAAAGGAAGGCGACGAGUCCUACCCACUGUACCGCGACGAGGUGCAGGCGAUUUACGACACGCUCAAGUCGCGCUCGGAGAAGAUGCGAGAUGCCUUUGCCAAUCUGCCCGGCGUCAGCUGUGGUGAGGCUCAGGGGGCGCUCUACCUCUUUCCGGAGGUGUCUGACCUGCCGCAAAAGGCGCUCAAGGACGCGGAGAAGAAAGGGCAGAAGAUCGAUCUCUGGUACUGCUUCCAGCUCCUCGAGGCGACGGGCAUCUGCUGUGUCCCUGGUUCUGGGUUUGGCAAGCAGCCCAACGACAAGACUGGAUCGUUCUGGUUCAGGACGACGAUCUUGGCAAAGGAAACGGAUGAGUUUGUGGAGAGGUUCGGACGCUUCCACCGAGAGUUGCUGGACAAGUGGGCGUAA